Trichomycterus rosablanca is the source of this 756-nucleotide messenger RNA. RefSeq names its product gastrula zinc finger protein XlCGF49.1-like. The transcript is spliced from 2 exons. Gene Ontology annotation, molecular function: DNA-binding transcription factor activity, RNA polymerase II-specific. Gene Ontology annotation, cellular component: nucleus. The coding region runs from base 46 to 756 and encodes 236 amino acids. NCBI's taxonomy places the organism in Eukaryota, Metazoa, Chordata, Actinopteri, Siluriformes, Trichomycteridae. The record is from RefSeq and is a predicted model, not a curated record. Gene Ontology annotation, biological process: regulation of transcription by RNA polymerase II.
CUGUGUCCAUUUUCCUGUACGACCCAACUUCUCCUCCACAAUCACAUGACGAGGAGCCAUGAUGACGUAUCUCAGGUGCUGGUGAGAUCAGGAGAACCUGGAUGUGAGGAUCUGACGGUCACUGGUGGCUCCGGUGGUUCAGUCAGCAUGAACAAUGAUCUCUGCUCCGUCUGUGGGAAGAGUUUCAGCUGUCGACGGUCUCUCAGAGUACACCAGCACAUUCACACUGGAGAGAAACCGUUCCAGUGCUCACAGUGUGGGAAGAGCUUUUUUCACCAGAGUGCUCUGAGGACUCACCAGCGCAUUCACACCAUAGAGAAACCGUAUCAGUGCUCCGACUGUGGCAAGAGUUUUAAUCAGCUGAGCAAUUUGAAAACGCACCAGCGCAUUCACACGGGAGAGAAACCAUACAGCUGCUCACAGUGUGGGAAGAGUUUCAAUCAACAGAACGAUCUCAAAACACACCAGCGCAUUCACACUGGAGAAAAACCCUACAGCUGCUCGCACUGCAGGAAAGGUUUUAAUCAAAGCAAUGAUCUCAAAAAACACCAGCGCAUUCACACAGGAGAAAAACCAUAUGGCUGUCCACAGUGUGGGAAGAGUUUUAAUCAGCGGAAUGAUCUGAAAAAACACUUGCGCAUUCACACUGGAGAGAAACCGUAUCAGUGCUCUCAGUGUGGGAAGAGUUUUACUCAACAAAGUAAUCUCAAGAUCCACCAGCGCAUUCACACUGGAGGGACUGUGGACCAUCCUUGA